Myotis lucifugus (little brown bat) is the source of this 2386-nucleotide messenger RNA. It is a transcript of the gene SATB2, whose product is annotated as SATB homeobox 2. Lineage: Eukaryota; Metazoa; Chordata; Mammalia; Chiroptera; Vespertilionidae. Gene Ontology annotation, molecular function: DNA-binding transcription factor activity, RNA polymerase II-specific; RNA polymerase II cis-regulatory region sequence-specific DNA binding. The record is from RefSeq and is a predicted model, not a curated record. Gene Ontology annotation, biological process: regulation of transcription by RNA polymerase II; chromatin remodeling.
GGAACUCUGUCUCCGAGCUGGAGCAGCAUGGAGCGGCGGAGCGAGAGCCCGUGCCUGCGGGACAGCCCCGACCGGCGCAGCGGCAGCCCCGACGUCAAGGGGCCUCCCCCGGUGAAGGUGGCGCGGCUGGAGCAGAACGGCAGCCCCAUGGGAGCCCGCGGGAGGCCCAACGGCGCCGUGGCCAAGGCCGUGGGAGGGCUGAUGAUUCCUGUCUUCUGCGUGGUGGAGCAGUUGGACGGCUCUCUCGAAUAUGACAACAGAGAAGAACACGCCGAGUUCGUGCUGGUUCGGAAGGACGUGCUCUUCAGCCAGCUGGUGGAGACGGCGCUGCUGGCCCUGGGCUACUCCCACAGCUCCGCCGCCCAGGCCCAAGGAAUAAUCAAGCUGGGGAGGUGGAACCCGCUCCCGCUCAGCUACGUGACCGAUGCCCCCGACGCCACGGUGGCCGACAUGCUGCAGGAUGUCUAUCACGUCGUGACGCUGAAGAUCCAGCUGCAGAGUUGCUCGAAGUUGGAAGACCUGCCCGCGGAGCAGUGGAACCACGCCACCGUCCGCAAUGCCUUAAAGGAACUGCUCAAAGAGAUGAACCAGAGCACACUAGCCAAAGAAUGCCCUCUCUCCCAGAGUAUGAUUUCAUCCAUUGUAAAUAGCACAUAUUAUGCCAACGUGUCCGCAACCAAGUGCCAGGAGUUUGGGCGAUGGUAUAAGAAGUACAAGAAGAUUAAAGUGGAAAGAGUGGAACGAGAAAACCUUUCAGACUAUUGUGUUCUGGGCCAGCGUCCAAUGCAUUUACCAAAUAUGAAUCAGCUGGCAUCCUUGGGGAAAACCAACGAACAGUCUCCUCAUAGCCAAAUCCACCACAGCACUCCAGUCCGAAACCAAGUGCCCGCGUUACAGCCCAUCAUGAGCCCGGGGCUUCUCUCUCCCCAGCUUAGUCCACAGCUUGUCAGGCAGCAAAUAGCCAUGGCCCAUCUGAUAAACCAACAGAUUGCUGUGAGCCGCCUCCUGGCUCACCAGCACCCUCAAGCCAUCAACCAGCAGUUCCUGAACCAUCCGCCCAUUCCCAGAGCAGUUAAGCCAGAGCCAACCAACUCUUCUGUGGAAGUCUCUCCCGAUAUCUACCAGCAAGUCAGAGAUGAGCUGAAGAGGGCCAGCGUGUCCCAAGCUGUCUUUGCAAGAGUGGCAUUCAACCGCACACAGGGCCUGCUGUCCGAGAUCCUUCGGAAGGAGGAAGACCCGCGGACGGCCUCGCAGUCCCUCCUGGUGAACCUGCGGGCCAUGCAGAAUUUCCUCAACCUCCCCGAGGUGGAGCGGGACCGCAUCUACCAGGACGAGCGGGAGCGGAGCAUGAACCCCAACGUGAGCAUGGUGUCCUCGGCCUCCAGCAGCCCCAGCUCCUCCCGGACCCCUCAGGCCAAAACCUCCACACCGACAGCAGACCUCCCCAUCAAGGUGGACGGCGCCAACGUCAACAUCACAGCUGCCAUUUACGACGAGAUCCAGCAGGAGAUGAAAAGGGCCAAGGUGUCCCAAGCCCUGUUCGCCAAGGUGGCUGCAAAUAAAAGUCAGGGCUGGCUGUGCGAGCUGCUCCGCUGGAAGGACCCCAGCCCGGAGAACCGCACGCUCUGGGAGAACCUGUGCACCAUCCGCCGCUUCCUGAACCUCCCCCAGCACGAGCGGGACGUGAUCUACGAGGAGGAGUCGCGGCACCACCACAGCGAGCGCAUGCAGCACGUGGUCCAGCUGCCGCCCGAGCCAGUGCAGGUCCUGCACAGGCAGCAGGCCCAGGCUACCAAGGAGAGCUCCCCUCCCCGCGAGGAGGCCCCGCCCCCGCCGCCGCCCGCUGAAGACAGUUGUGCCAAAAAGCCCCGGUCUCGCACCAAGAUCUCCUUGGAAGCCCUGGGGAUCCUGCAGAGCUUCAUCCACGACGUGGGCCUGUACCCCGACCAGGAGGCCAUCCACACGCUCUCGGCGCAGCUGGACCUGCCCAAGCACACCAUCAUCAAGUUCUUCCAGAACCAGCGGUACCACGUGAAGCACCACGGCAAGCUCAAGGAGCACCUGGGCGCCGCGGUGGACGUGGCCGAGUACAAGGACGAGGAGCUGCUGACCGAGUCGGAGGAGAACGACAGCGAGGAGGGCUCGGAGGAGAUGUUCAAGGUGGAGGCCGAGGAGGAGGGCGCCGACAAGGGCAAGGCCGCGCCCGCGGACAGCGACCAGAGAUAAUGUGAACCCCCACCAGGCACAGCAAUACAUCGGAUACACCUGUAGAGUGAAUACGUUCAGUAUUUCCCAAUCAGACGUCGCCUUGGCAAAGACACUCGAGUGUUACACUUCGACCAUGGACUGGAGCACAGUCAUGCCGGCCCGGAGACGCUGCCUUCGC